GGCCCCCAGAACUUCCUAGUCCCUGGCCAGGUCCCCCAGCCCGGAGCUGGGAUCCUGCUGAGUGCUGUGAGGCCAGAGCCUGGCGCGGGCCUCUACCCUGUCCCUGGACUCGGGACUGGACGCGGAGAACGGAGCGCUGUUUCCCAGGGCCCCCACCCUCAGCCAGGCGGGUACCACGGCAGGGGCUGAGCCAGCCUCAUGGAAGGGAGAGGACCAUACCGGAUCUACGACCCUGGGGGCGGCGUGCCUCUGGGAGAGGCGUCCUCAGCUUUUGAGCGCCUAGUGGAGGAGAAUUCCCGACUGAAGGAAAAAAUGCAAGGGAUAAAGAUGUUAGGGGAACUUUUGGAAGAGUCCCAGAUGGAAGCAUCCAGGCUGCGACAGAAGGCAGAGGAGCUGGUCAAGGACAGUGAGCCACUCCCACCUCCAUCUCCCCCUUUGGCCUCCUUCAGUGACCUGGCUGAGCUUGCAGGAAAGGACACAGCUGUCCCAGCAACCCCUGCUGACCCGGCACACCCAAGCGACAAGCCAGAGCCAGUCCCCAAACCUCCAUCCAGUAACACCUCCUCUGAAUUUGAACUGGUCCCCGCCGAGGGGCCUUCUUCACCAGAGAGCAGCGGCCACACCAGAAAUACGAUGGAGCUGGGCCCCCUGCCCCAGGAGGACAGCAACCUGAUGCUGCACCUGCAGCGCCUGGAGACCACCCUGAGCGUGUGCGCCGAGGAGCCCGACCACAGCCAGCUCUUCACGCACCUGGGCCGCAUGGCCCUCGAGUUCAACCGGCUGGCCUCCAAGGUGCACAAGAACGAGCAGCGGACCUCCAUCCUACAGACGCUCUGUGAGCAGCUUCGGAAAGAGAAUGAGGCCCUGAAGUCCAAGCUGGAUAAGGGCCUGGAACAGCGGGAUCAGGCUGCUGAGAGGCUGCGGACUCAGCUGCAAUUCAGACGAGUAGGCUGUCUGAGACCCCCUGUCUCCUCUACCGGGGGCCGGCAGUAUGACCUUCCUGUUUGCCUCCAACCCAGGGAGGAAAACCUGGAACUUAGGAAGUUGUUGAUGAGCAGCAGUAAAGACGGUGCCUCUGGGCGGCCAGGCUCACCAAAGAUGGAAGGCGCAGGCAAGAAGGGGGCGGCGACACUGCAGCAGACUGAUGUUGUGGAUUUAGACAAGAAGACCACAGGAGUGACAUCGUGUAACGCGUCAAGGGCUGGUGUGACGACAGGUAAAACCCCAGAGGCGGGGGCCCUGGGUGCGGCUGAGAAGAAGGUGAGGCUGCUGGAACAGCAGCGCGCAGAGCUGCUGGAAGUGAACAAGCAAUGGGACCAGCAUUUCCGGUCCAUGAAGCAGCAGUACGAGCAGAAGAUCACGGAGCUGCGACAGAAGCUGGCGGACCUGCAGAAGCAGGUGACUGACCUGGAGGCUGAGCGGGAGCAGAAGCAGCGCGACUUUGACCGCAAGCUGCUCCUGGCCAAGUCCAAGAUAGAAAUGGAGGAGACCGACAGGGAGCACCUGACCGCAGAGGCCAAGGAGCUGCGCCAGAAGGUCAAGUACCUGCAGGACCAGCUGAGCCCCCUCACCCGGCAGCGGGAGUACCAGGAAAAGGAAAUCCAGCGGCUCAACAAGGCCCUGGAGGAAGCACUGAGCAUUCAGGCCUCCCCGUCCUCUCCAACAGCAUUCGGGAGCCCAGAAGGAGCUGGAGGCCUGCUAAGGAAACAGGAGCUGCUCACGCAGAACGAAUUGCUGAAACAGCAGGUGAAGAUCUUUGAGGAGGACUUCCAGAGGGAGCGUAGUGACCGGGAGCGCAUGAAUGAGGAGAAGGAAGAGCUGAAGAAGCAGGUGGAGAAACUGCAAGCCCAGGUCACCCUGUCCCACGCCCAGCUAAAAGCCUUCAAAGAUGAGGAAAAGGCGAAAGAUGCCCUGAGACAGCAGAAGAGGAAAGCAAAGACCUCUGCAGACCGCUACCACCUGGAGCCCCAUCCGGAGCACCUCUGCGGGGCCUGCCCCUAUGCCUACCCACCCAUGCCCCCCAUUGGGCCGCACCCCGGCUUUGAGGACUGGUCCCAGGUCCGCUACCCCCCACCCCCCACGGCCAUGGAGCACCCGCCCCCACUUGCCAACUCACGCCUCUUCCGUCUGCCAGAAUACACCUGGCGGCUGCCCUGUGGAGGGGUACGUAAUCAGAGCUCCCAAGUGAUGGACUUACCUACGGCCAGGCCUACGGAACCAGAGUCCACCAAAAAUGACCGUGAAGGACCUCAGUGAAACCAGUCCCUUGGCUCCACCUUCGUCUCACAGAGCCAGCCGACUUCAGAUUACUGAAAAGCUAGAGGCCACAGGCUCUGUGUGGCCAGAGCUGCAGCCACUCGGGAGGCUGAGAUGGAUGGCCGGCUUGAGCCCUGGCCCCAACCUGGACGGUCUGCAGACUAGAGAGGCUCCAUCCAGAAGGUGUCCAUCUGGGCCUCUCCUUUGGAGUGACUGGGAAAAGCCCACUACUGUGCCCCCGAGUGGAGAGAGGUGUCAUCUGGCCUGGACCUGCCGUCUUCUGCGGACACUGCUGGCAGAUGUCAAUCUCCAGAUGGUGCAGUUGAGACCCCCGUUGGCCGAGGGGCUCCAGCCUGGAGCCGCCAGGCCCUCAGCUGGAGGCUCGUGGUGUGGAGGCCUGGACUGGGGUGGUUCUUGAUCCCUGGACAGCUGUUUGCACGAAUCUUGGACAUAAAUCCUAGUUGGAGAUCA
This is a messenger RNA of Dama dama (fallow deer), 2727 nucleotides long. RefSeq names its product TNFAIP3 interacting protein 1 (gene TNIP1). The coding region runs from base 199 to 2256 and encodes 685 amino acids. The record is from RefSeq and is a predicted model, not a curated record. Gene Ontology annotation, biological process: negative regulation of canonical NF-kappaB signal transduction; regulation of transcription by RNA polymerase II; cellular response to lipopolysaccharide. NCBI's taxonomy places the organism in Eukaryota, Metazoa, Chordata, Mammalia, Artiodactyla, Cervidae. The transcript is spliced from 19 exons.